AAAACAAAAAUAAAACUUAAACAUUCUGUCCAAAUAGUUUUGAACAACUAGGAAAUUAUCAGAUAACUUUUUAAAAAUAGUAAGUUAUAAGAAGAUAGAUUAAGUUACGAAAAAAGUUACGAAAGCAUUUUAGUUGGAGUGGCAUUUUAAUGUGCGGUUACCUACCACUCGAAACUAAACAUAAUAACAACAUUUGUAAUACGGUUUGGUUUUAUGCAACUUUCAGUUUGAAGUUAGUAAGAUAAAUUUUAGAUAUACUUUGAUAAAAAAAAAAUUUUAAAUAUACAAUUAGUUAGUCAUUAUAAUACUUAUGUAAAAUCAUUACAUCCAUUUUCAUUUUCUACAUUUAACUAAACUACUAAAAUUUCAGUAUCUUUGUUGAUUUAUUCGAGACAUAAUGGUUCUAAGAACUAAAAUAGAUUUCAGUUAAGUUUUCCGAACUAAGAUAAGACGCACAUUUGGUCGGUGUCGGCUUAAGCAUUUUCGUAUAUGUUUAUUUUUCUUAACUAUGCAUUGUAUAUUUAAAGUUUAAACCAUAUAGGUAAAGAGUUCAAAACAAAACUAGAAAAAAAAUAUCAAUAAAGAUCUAUAGUAAAUAACACAUUUAUUUUGUGUAUGAAUGAUUAAAGAUUUUUUCAAAUCAAAAAUCUAUUUUUUACUUCUCGAAUAGUUCUCAAAAGAAAUAAUCUUCAUAAUAAUUCAUUUUUUUUAUUAAUGCUUCAUACUGAAUUAACCAUGAUUGUCACUCUCUUUUUAUUGACCAUGAUUGUCACUCUCUUUUUAUUAUUCUAUUGAUAUCACCUAGUCAAAGAAAUCAUUGUAUGAAGCAGUUUAUUAACUAGAAUUUUAUAUUAUCUUUCGGAGUAAUUAUAGUUUUGACAAUAACUUCAUUACCAUCAAAUUAAGAAUCAUCAAUAAUUGAAUCCAGUAAUAAGAUCUGUUGUCAUCAUCUGCUUUAAGAUUUGUCAAUUACAUUUUUAAACAGUUCAACUGAACCGAAAUUUUCAUCUUUCCAAAUCAAUUAGAAAAAAAAUCCAAAAAAAUCAAUCAAGACUUACGAAAUUUAAAAUAAAUUGACAAUUAAAUAAAUUAAAAGAAUUGGAAAAAAAAUCAACAUACCAAUGUACGUUUAUAGAAACAAAAAAAAUCAACUGCCAUCGGUUUGAAGCAACAAAUUUCUUUUCCUUUUUCCUUUCUUGACAGUAAAAUAUUUUAGUCUAAAAAUUCGGUAUAUGGUAAAGUAGAAGGGCUUACUCUAGCCUACGAGUCAUGACUCAUGGCGACCAAAAACGGCCUAACCAAUAAAACCUGAUUUUGACCCAUUUCAAAAGUUAGCCUCAAGACAAGAAAACAAAAAAAAAGAUCUAUGCUCUUAAAUUCUUGACCAAGGAACGCUUGAGGUUGAUUUAAGAUUAGGCUCCACAUACAAAUUUUGUACAGCGUAUAAGCUCCAAAGCAUUAACAAUGACAUGAAAGCUUUUUCAUCUUUGGAUUCCGACACAUUUUUUGAGUGAUAUUGACACAUUUUUGUUGAAAUUAAAAUGUGUAUAAUGUUUUUAAAAUAAAUGUCCAAGAUUUUUGUUCAAAUGUGUAGGAAAAAAAGGAUUCAUUUGAUUAAAAAUUCCAGUUACCGGAAGCUGCAAUUUCAUAGUCGCUUCACAACCGACUUAUCUCUCCACUGCUGCUUGAUCUCUCAUUCAACAAAGAGUUAUUUCUUCACUCAUAUUUUUCAAGUGCUGCACAUAUUUAAUAGAAGUUGGGUGAAAGUUCCCAUUUGGAAGAUAAGUUGAUAUGAUGCAUUUGAGCUUUAUGUAUUGGCAGUUCUAUGGAAAUUUUUCUUGAUGAACAUCGGUUUUGUAAUGUAAAUGAAAGCUUUUGAUAGUGGCGUAUAAAACUCAGCGGCAGCACUAAAAAUAAAAGUUUACCGGCAUUAUUUUAACUGUUCCUCACGAUCUUUACAUAGCACGUUUUUCACAUAUAUUAUUUUCUUUAUUUUAUUAUACUUGUUUAAAAAAAUUGAUUGGACUAUAUAAAUUAUACUUAUUUCAAAUCAAGUCUUUUUGUCAUCAGUUCGAUAAAACACGAUCCAUAGCCAGCUCUACAAUCGGGAGAAACAUGACUUAAUGGAAUCGACCUCCGGUGGGAAGUCACAGAAAUGGACAUUUAACAAUUUGACUAGAAACACUUCCUCACUUUAGGGUUUAAAUCAAGUUAUAAAUAUAUAAAUUGUAAAUGAUAUAAACCGGAGCCAGUUCUCGUGUGUGUACCGCCACCUGGAUUCGAGUGCAGCCAUCUAAAAUGUUUUAAGUGAUAAGAAAACAUAGAUUUUACGGGCCUCAUGUGAUUAGUCAUUGAGCCUAAAAAACCUUUACAAUCACACCACAGUUGUAAAAAAAUAAAGUGAAAUUUUAUAUAUCGUCAUCUAUAUAGAUCUUGUGGAUUCUUUUCCUAAUAGAAGAGAAAUGGGCAUACAAAUAAUCAAAAGUCAUAAAAUUUAUUGAUGACCACGUACAAUGGUUUCAACACCUAUUUCAUUAUCAACAUUUUCUUUUUCACCUUUUAACAUUCAACAUCAUCUUCUUUUUUUUCCAUUUCAUUUAUUCAACACCUAUUUCAUCUCAACUCUCCUCUACAAUGGUUUUUGUUUUAAAAAUUUCAACACCAUAUCCCACUAUCUUUAAUUUAUAUAUUUAUCUUUUACAACAUAAUAAUUACAUACUAAUAAUUUGAUUGUAAUUAAAUACAAAACGAAACAUAAGAUAUAAGGAUUAUUAUUGAGAUCCAUUUAACAAAAAUAAGUUUAAAACACUAAAAAUAGUUGAUUAUAAUGAAAAUGACAUUUUUCUGUAUUCAAAUGAAAUGAGAGUAGUCUCUAUUUAUAGAUAAAUAUAAUUUUUAUAUAAUUUUGAUAUUUUUUAAAAAAAAUUAUUAUAUCAUAAAUGCUUUCAAAUUAUCAGGUGAGAAUAAAAAUCAAAAGAAAUAUGCUCAACUAAUAAAAUUUGUUUUGUUCAGUCUAAAGCGACAAGUGGCAGCACUGUGACAAAAAGAAAAGAUUUCAACAGUUGAACUUUACAACGGUUGUUGAAUUCACGUAGAUAUACAAUAUUUCAAUAUUUUCAUGAGGGGUUUCAAUCAACACUUCCAUUAUACAUAGUCUAAUAAAAGGUGUGAAAAUUAAAAACCCAAGGACCAAUCAGUCCUACGUGUCAUCAUACCAUUCGUUACUCAGAUCAAAAAAUAAAAUCUCCACGUCACCAGCUGCAUGCCCUCGUCGUGUCUCCCUUUACUCAACAAAACGUAUCCUUCAAUUUUCACCAACGUCGCCUAAAAUCUCUGAAACACACACAAAAUAACACACAGAGAGACAAAGAGAGAAUUGGUUUUCAGAUCGAAAAUGGGAAAAAGAAGAGGAGUCUCCGCAGUGAACGUGGUUUUCGGGUGGCUGAGAAAGCAAUCGAAGAAGGUUAAGAUAGCUUUAGGGGUCAUCCUCUCUCUGCUCCUCGUCGUGUUUCUUAAAUUCACCGUUAAGAAUUACAAUCACUUCUUUAUCGCCUCCGAGCUCAUCCAUGCAGCCGGAAUCAUAAUCCUCAUCUACAAACUCACCCGACAAAAGACUUGCUCCGGUCUUUCUUUAAAGUCUCAAGAAGUGACAGCAGUGUUUCUUGCGGUGAGACUGAUCUGCAGCAUAAACAUGGAAGGUGAUAUCCAUACAGUUCUCGAUUUCGCCACGUUGGUUUCGACGCUAUGGGUCAUUUAUAUGAUUCGGUUUACGCUGAAAGCAUCUUAUAUAAAGAGUCUUGACACCUGCCACAAUUACUAUGUGCUUGUUCCAUCUGCUAUUCUUGCGUUGAUUAUCCACCCGAAAACGAGUUAUAACUACAUACACAGUGUCAUGUGGGCUUUUUGCGUUUACUCUGAAUCAGUCUCUGUUCUGCCUCAGCUUCGAUUAAUGCAAAAUGCCCAAAUCAUAGAGCCUUUCACAGCUCAUUACGUGUUUGCACUGGGAAUCGCUAGAUUCUUAGCAUGCGCUCAUUGGCUUAUCCAGGUCUUUGAGACGCGUGGACGUUACCUAUGGCUGAUCGGCGCUGGUUACUUUUGGUUCCCGGUGGCUCUAGUAGCCGAGCUCAUUCAAACCUUCAUCCUUGCCGACUUCUGCUACUACUAUGUCAAAAGUGUUAUGGAGGGUCAGCUCGUACUGAAGAUGCCGGUUUAGAUCGGCACAGAUGAAUACAUUUUAAUGACUAUUUAUAUUGUGGGGGAGCCGAAGAUGAGUUCAGAUCGUUCACUAACCACCCGAAUCGUUUUUAGGCACCCUUUUUAUUCAUCAUUUUGUCCGAAUUGGACGGUAUUUAGAAUUACAACCAUUUUUUGUUUCAUAAAAAAAAAGAAUUCAACCAUUACUGUUUGAUAUUAAUAUUAAAAGCUUUGAUUAUAGGUUGCCACAGAAUUACGACAGCUCUGAACAAAAUACAAUUAUUCUAAAUCCCCUCAAAAAAAUAUAAAUAAACAGACAGAACAAACUAAGUUACAAAUAUCGUAGAAAAAAAUAAAAUGCUUAGUUCAGAGUCCGAAAUUGCAAGCCUG
Messenger RNA from Brassica rapa (field mustard), 4584 nucleotides. Its product is annotated as ER lumen protein-retaining receptor. Gene Ontology annotation, biological process: protein retention in ER lumen. Gene Ontology annotation, molecular function: ER lumen protein retrieval receptor activity. The record is from RefSeq and is a predicted model, not a curated record. Lineage: Eukaryota; Viridiplantae; Streptophyta; Magnoliopsida; Brassicales; Brassicaceae. Gene Ontology annotation, cellular component: membrane.